This is a messenger RNA of Salmo salar (Atlantic salmon), 1337 nucleotides long. The record is from RefSeq and is a predicted model, not a curated record. Lineage: Eukaryota; Metazoa; Chordata; Actinopteri; Salmoniformes; Salmonidae.
UUCCCGGUAAUUUUAUGCAGCUACUGUAGGGAGCUAAAGUUGUUUAGCGUUUUCUCUUAUUUAGGCACCAACACAUUAAAGAACACUUCUACAACUAGUUUAUCCCAUCCCAGUGGGGAAAGUCGUGAGGUUAGCAAGCUAUUUAUUGGCAUGCUUGCUUAGCCAUAGUUAGUGAUUUUAACGUAACGUUAGCCGGCUAGCCAGAUAUCAACAUACAUAGCUAGUCAGUGCACUUGUUGGUGAUACGUGGAUUCAACUUGAAGCCUUUUCUAGGAAUUUGAAUUAGAACAAAAAUGAAAGCAGUUAUCUGAGGAUGUUGUUGGACCAUCUGACAUGAAAAGAAAGAAGGCCGUUUGAUGAAAAAUCUUUUAAAUAAAAGAUACUUUCUUGUUUUAGAUGUCAACAUGUCCUUGAGUACAGUCCACUCCACACUGUCUAGUCUGAAAACAUGCCAGACAGAUAUUGGAACAGGGAUGGACAUUGUGACAGACGUUGCUCUGGACGUGGCAGAAACAGCAGGAAGUGAGAAUGAUGCAGUCCUGAAGAAGCUGGAGUUGAUGAUGCUGGAGUGUGCCAAACUGGACCAGGAGAUCAACUGCUUCGUCGAUGUGGUGAACUGUGUCACUGCGGAGGUGAGGAACCAGGAGCCCGAGGCCAUGUUCAGACUGAAGUCUCUGGUGAAGGACAAGUUCACUGAGAGACACAGCAGACUGUCUGAGGGAGAGAUACAGAACCACGGCAAGAUGGUCAGCUUUAAGGAGAACGUCACAAACGCACUCAAAACGGUGAACCCCGACGCAGCAGAGAAUAUGGAGGAGGAGCUGGAUGAGGACAUUGCUGUGACGCAGAGUGAGGUUAACUUCACCUGUCCCCUCACUCAGGUGGAGAUGGUGAACCCAAUGAAGAACAAGAAGUGUAACCACCACUACGACCGGGACGCCAUUAUGGGGAUGAUCAAGGCCAGGCAAAACCAGAAGAAGAAGCUACGCUGUCCGGUGGUUGGCUGUGGCAACACGGACGUGAAGCAGGGAGACCUGAUCUUAGAUCAGAUUAUGAAGAGACAGAUACAGAAGAGGUAGACUACCAAGGCAUCAUUCUGGGAUACGCCAACUCAUCAAUCCUGACAAUAAUAAUUUGACUUUUUAAUUCAUUGAGGGAAAAAACAUGACUUGUUGUUGUUGUUGUGACCAAAUGUUAUCUUGCUGCCGUGUCUGAUCGUAUUUGUUCAUCACAGAAUUGUGGUAUUCUGAAGUUUUCUGUAACAAAAACCUUUCUUUAUUUAUACUUAAGGGAUUCAUCUGUUUCAGUCAGUUAAAUAAAGGUUUUGAUACAAUUUA